This is a messenger RNA of Aspergillus terreus NIH2624, 2400 nucleotides long. Its product is annotated as putative Chromo domain protein Chp1p. Gene Ontology annotation, molecular function: chromatin binding. The record is from RefSeq and is a predicted model, not a curated record. Bases 1 to 2400 code for a protein of 799 amino acids. The transcript has 3 exons. Lineage: Eukaryota; Fungi; Ascomycota; Eurotiomycetes; Eurotiales; Aspergillaceae. Gene Ontology annotation, biological process: chromatin organization; negative regulation of transcription by RNA polymerase II. Gene Ontology annotation, cellular component: pericentric heterochromatin.
AUGGCCCAAGCGGACAGUGAUGACAGUAUAUCCGUGACCUCCACCGUAUUGAGUGAGGAACAGUCCGAGUACGAGGUGGACACCAUUCUCGCUGAGGACAACUCCGGAGAUGAGACCUACUAUCUCGUCAAGUGGCUUGGGUAUCCCGAAGAGAGGUGUACAUGGGAACCUGCCGACUCUUUCUCCACUGAGGAGACAUUAAGAGACUGGGCAGCAAAGAAAAGAUCUAUCGCCGACGGGAAACUCACGCCAUUCGAUACAGAUGCGUGGCAAGCCAGGGUCGAGGCGUUGGAAGCCCAGAAACAGGAAAGAAAGCGCCGAAGACAGGCCAAAAGGAGGCGACUAGGUCUGCUAAAUGCUGGCAUCGCACCUGUGGGCGCGACCCCGAUCUCUGGAGCUUCCAAAGUGAAUGCCUUGAGCACUAAGGUGAAUACAGAAGCGGGAACUUCUAACAAAAGGACUGCGCCAGAGUCCCCGGUUCAUGGUCGCGAACGUGAACAGAAACGCGUUAGCAUUUCUAUCCCCUCAAGACCGCGCCCGAAGCCUCCUCCAGUCCUCUUUGGCAGUAGUAAAUCACGGCCUGCCCCAGGCCCUGCUCGGGCUCAGAGACCUCAUAAUCCUGACUCCUUCAAGAGAUUCAAUCUGUCUACUCAAAGGAGAUACGAAAAGGCCAAGAAAGAUGAACCCCCACCAAAUACCGGCCAACUCGAAAUGUUUCGACCAUCAGAGUUCCCCGCCAGGUCCGGCGCCAAUUUGGCUGCGCUAGGUAGUCGCGGCUUGCGCAGGCCUGAAGGCUCUGCAGCUCAAGGUUCACCCCGAGCCCCGACAGUGGAUACGCAAGCUGGUUUGCCUAUGCGAUCUACCGAGACCUUUCACAACGACAGCCCAACGUCUCAGUCCCCGUCUUCCAGGGCCCCAGCUUUGUCGAACCCCCUUAACCCCGACUCCAGAACAAGUACUCGCAAACCGGACACACAGCGGGACGUUCCAAGAAGGAGGCCUGGCCCUUACGCGAAACGAAUACACCGACAACCAGACGUAUGGUGGAAUCCCGGGGAGGCCUUUGUCUUCCUCUACUACGGGCCAAACAGAGAAGAAAUCGGAGCAGCGAGGUUAUGUGGGCUCAAUAGGCUCACCUUAGACAGACUUGUCAAGUCUAAGAGGCUGACGCGCCAACUCAACAUCUGGUUCCAGCAUCUCUCCACCCUGGCAGAUUAUCAAAUACAAUGCGAUAGUUCUAGAAACGAUGUGAUCUGUAACGGCUGGGUCGAGGGGUUUGACCACACCGAGCCCAGUAUUUAUAGAUUCGCCAAAGAACUUAUGCAGAAAAACCUUGUGGCGAUAGCCUGUCCGGAUAACCCAUCCCAUGAUGCAUAUCUUCUCUAUCCACCGGAGACUCGUGACUUCGGAUUUUUGGGGCGUCACGCCAAAGAGCCACCAGACUUCUCUCUUCGCAUUGCUGUGAAAAGGUCUACAGAUUUUUUCCAGCAACCACCUCUUCCGGCCGAAGCUCCCAGAGCUCCCUCAAUGAUUCAAACUGCUCCAUCGGACAAACUUUCCCAUUCAUCAAACAGACCGGAACCGCCUCGGAGACAGCUCAGUGAUGACGUCCAUUUCAACACGGCUCCUUCAAACAACGCCAUCCAGCCAUCGCGGUCGGACCGACAAGGCCUAGCGGAACAACAGCCAAAAACCAUGCGCUCAAACUCCCCGGUGACUUCAGCAGAAUACGACAUAUCACCGGGUGGAGAGCGCAUGGAUAUUAGCGAUGACGAUGAACAGUCAUUAGCAGUAUCUAACAAGCCCGUUAUGCCUCCUUCUAAUGCUCCAGAGAAUGCGCGAGAGGUCGCGAACGAAAUGUUUCUGCAAAUGUUCGGAGUAACCUUCGAGAUGCUCGCAACCGUAGAUGGAAACCCGAAAUCGCCAUACUCGGAUUGUUUUUACAUAAUGCUUCCCAGAGAUCCUUCAGCAGCGAAAGAAUGGGAGAUACUCCGAGGAUUUCUUAAGGCAAACGGGGCACUCGUAUAUUCCAAUAUUAUUGAUGACGAUUGGGACAAGUUUCUGCGCAUCUCACCUGGGGUUAUCUUGGUUCACGAUAGCCACAUGUGUCAAUUUUCUGAACCAUGGUUCAAAGAGUUGACUCGCAGAUCGUCUUGGAGGUAUUCCUUGUCCAAUACGCCGGGACAGGCAAACUUCCAGCGUCUAUUUCCAAUGGGUGGUGUCAUUCUGAUAACAGAAGAUUUUAUGAUUCGCCGCCCAGAGGGGAUUCUCAUCUUCCUUGACUAUUUUUACUGCAUGUAUUUCAAGGGCCGAUAUCCUGGUACUUGGAAAGUCAUGUUCCGGCCCGAUGUACUGAACUGGCUGAUGACCUUAUACGAGAAGGACAAAGGUCCGGUGUAA